This is a messenger RNA of Drosophila persimilis, 552 nucleotides long. RefSeq lists its product as uncharacterized. Bases 1 to 552 code for a protein of 183 amino acids. The record is from RefSeq and is a predicted model, not a curated record. The transcript is spliced from 3 exons. NCBI's taxonomy places the organism in Eukaryota, Metazoa, Arthropoda, Insecta, Diptera, Drosophilidae.
AUGCCAUUGAUGCUUCUACUAAUUGUUCUAACUGCUGGUGCCUGGUGUGCUUCCAGCUCCAAGCCGUUAGAAAAGCGGAGUCUCGCUUUGGACGAAGCCAGCAUUCCAUGGGCUAUAACGAGUGGCCCGCGAGCUUUGAACGGAGGGGCUUGGAACCUUGGUUGGCCCACUUGGAGUGGGGGACACACCUCGCUGGGAAUCGGGCCGACUCCCAACGAAGUUGCACACGCUAUUUCGGUAGCUAAGCAGGCCUCAGCCAAUGUUCUUAUAGCGCAGCAGCAUUUACAAGCGGCUAAGGAAAACGUGUUAAAUCAGCAACGCAUCGCCACAGAAAGACAAACUCAGGCAGUAAUACUGAAGCAAAAGUCUCAGGCAGCUGUGGCACAUGCUGCUGCUCAUGCAGCUGCUGCGGAAAUCCAGAAAACCGAACAUGAGGCGGCCAAGCUUGGCCACUUCACAAGAAACGCGCACCCGGGAAAACGAUCGGAUUUGGGCAUUGGCUCUCUGGCAGUACCGCAGGGAAAUCUGUCAAUAAUUGGUACUGAAGAAUAA